This is a messenger RNA of Cyclospora cayetanensis, 1185 nucleotides long. RefSeq lists its product as uncharacterized. The transcript has 11 exons. Lineage: Eukaryota; Apicomplexa; Conoidasida; Eucoccidiorida; Eimeriidae. The record is from RefSeq and is a predicted model, not a curated record. The coding region runs from base 1 to 1185 and encodes 394 amino acids.
AUGUCGGCUCGAAUCAAAAGCAAGCAGGCAAACGGAAAGGGAGACAGCUCGCAAAACUCUGCAUCUUUACGCCGCAAAUAUGAAUUACGCAGCAGAUAUUCUCACUUGACAGAUUCUUCCUCCGCAAGGGCUGUAUGGCCACUACUCAAACGCAUGUCCGCUAGCAAAGCUGCCGCUGCGCCUGCUGCUGCAGCUGUUGUUGCUGCUCCUGCUGCAGCAGCAGCUGCAGCCUCAGCCGCAGCACAAACAGAAGUCGUGGAUAGUCCAAGAGGGGUUCCUGUCGUGCUGCGGCAGCCUCUGCUUCUUGCCAGUUGUAGCCCAAGUGCUCUUAACGUCUUCGCACUCGUGGCGCAUGCAAUGCGGGUGGUGUACGAAGCGGAAGGCGUUUCUGGACUCUUUAGGGGCUUAGUCCCUUCUUGUCUCCAUAGACUAGGCCGAGACUGCCUUCACUGGCUGUUGCUGCGGCACUGCUAUCGUGGAACUGUCUUUCUGACGCGCGGCGUGUUUGCGACAGUCGGUGAGUGCGAAUCGGACGAGCCUAAAGUCGGGAAGAAGGGGAGUCGGGCAGAGAAUCAGCGCGAGGAUUCCCCAGAAGGCAGCUGCGAGGAUGGCAAGGAUGGCAAGGAUAGCAGCAGCUCCAGUGGCAGCGGGAGACUUUUCGCCGAAUUAGCGACAUAUCCCUUGCUGGUUGUGUCGACGCGUCUGGCGGUUAUCGAGUCUCCCUUCCCUCUGUCUCCCCCCGUGUUUCUUCCGCGAGUCUUUUCGCUUUCUGGCUUUUUUGGCUUCGCUGUGGACUUGUUGUCUUCGCAAAUGGUAGUCGGCACAUCAGAGAUGCUGUAUUUGACGCUGAAGGCAGACGGUGCGGGAGCCUUCUGGCGAGGGGCCGUUCCGUACAUUCUUUCCCGAUCAGUAGAUGAAGCACAGGAAGAAGACUCUCCCGUGGAAAGGCGGCUGCAGCAGCUUGAAGAGUACACGAUCCGAGCUUGGCUUUCAGCAAUCCUUGGAACUGCCGCGGCUCCUUUGGCGCAACUCUCCGUCAUUCAACGGUGUCAGUCCACGCUUCAGGGACUGUGUCAACACAAGCCUUGGCUCAAGGUUCUCUCCGGAAUGCCUUGGAAGGCCCUAGCAACGAGCCACCGACGCCUGUCGGCAAUCGAAAGCGAAGAGGAAGAAGAACUGAUGUGA